This is a messenger RNA of Chelonus insularis, 2910 nucleotides long. Its product is annotated as LON peptidase N-terminal domain and RING finger protein 3. NCBI's taxonomy places the organism in Eukaryota, Metazoa, Arthropoda, Insecta, Hymenoptera, Braconidae. The record is from RefSeq and is a predicted model, not a curated record. Bases 521 to 2719 code for a protein of 732 amino acids. Gene Ontology annotation, molecular function: protein binding; ubiquitin protein ligase activity. The transcript is spliced from 9 exons.
CAGCCGAGACGUCAGUUGGUAAUCGUUGAAUAAGUUCUGAAAAGUGUUUCUUCACUUGCGCUCACCGUACAUACCGCGUGGCGCUCAACUGUCAAACAAAACGCGCCUGUUACUCACACUCAAUUAUUUUUAUGAAAUUUCUAUAUAUAAUUUGUAAAAAAAAUUCGUAAGUCACUGAAUCAGGUUACUUAUAUUGUGAUACAUUUGUUACGUAAAAAGUGUUCACGUGAAUUCGACAGUGGUUAUUAAUAUUGUUGUUCAUCAGUAAUUAACAUGAGCAACAAAUCUACAAUGAUUUUAAUAAAUAAUUGAUACAAAAAAAACAACAAAAAUGUGUAACGGAUUUAACUUCCUCAAAUCAGCUGGUAGCGGGUUUUACCGUGAAGAUUUUGACUCCACAAUAUCAUAGUUUUAUAAGUUUUCUUUUUUAGAGUUUUUUCCGCUAAAUUAUUUAUGUUCUUAUUAGAAAAGAAUAUUUUCUUUCAAAUUUUUGGUGCACAUAGAGAGAAAGUUAUUCAAAAUGACAGACGUAGCUAAGGAAGCAUUUGCUUCUCACAAUUAUGGUCUAGCAGUGGAGAUGUAUGAACGGAGUCUAAAACAGCAAAGUCCAAAUUUGGAGAUUCUCAUUGGUUAUGGAGAUUCAUUAGCACGAUGUGGUCGUAUUAGAGAUUCCCUUAAUGUGUUUGCACGUUGUUUAACUCUAGAACCAUUACCAGCAGAACGUUUAAAGCAUCUGAUAUCAGCACUUUUGGAAGAUUUAAAUAGUUCCAUGACAACGAAAAGAUGUCCUGAAACAUCAUUUUCCUGUCCCACGUGCGAAGGAACUUUAUAUCAACCAAUAACCGCCGGAUGUGGUCACACUCAUUGCAGAAACUGUUACGAUCCUGUCAAAUGUUGUCGCGCGUGUGGACAAAAACUUGGACCAAUCGGUGAAACAAAUGUGUUGGUGCAGAGACUUGUGGAAAAGUGGUGGCCCAGGGAAGCCGAGGCCAGCAGGGCGAGGCAUGAAGGUGAUCUCCUUUUGAAAGAUGGACAUCCGGCUCAAGCUCUUGAACGCUACAAUCUUGCAAUACGACUCGCUCCAAAUAGUCCACUUCAUUUUAGUAACAGAGCCCACGUUUUACUUCAGUUGAACAGACCACAGGCAUCACUGAUUGAUGCCGAUCAUGCUGUUAGACUUAGACCUGAUUGGGGAAAGGGUCAUUACAGACGAGGCGUAGCGUUGUCCGCACUGGGAAGACAUGAAGAAGCUUUCGUUGCAUUAUGUACAAGUGUUGCCAUCGAUAAAAAUCCACAAAUUGUCAGACAUGAACUCACCAGAGUGCUGCAUCGAGUUCUUUAUCCAAAUUUUCGUCGUCAAGGUUCAGCAUCUCGAGGACCAUACAACAUCUUCACUGAAUCUAAUGUACGAUUAAAAAGAACACGUGAUCAACGUCAUCAUCGUCUUUUGCGACCACUUGUAAGUUCGAGUCGACAUCGACGUGCAGUUCUCAAUUCUUCUGAUUGUGAAGAUAACAGUAGCAGUGAGGAAGAAUUCACUCAAGCAAUAUGCAGAAGACUUCUCUGCGCUAAUUUACCCCCAGGUAACCUUAAGCUUCAUGGUGUUCUCGAUCGUGUCUACCAAGAAGUUGAAAAAAUACAAAGACUUGAUCCGAUGCCAGCAGAAGUUUUGCUACCCCCACUAUCAGGAGGCACGAGCACAGGUGAUUUGGAUUGCAUUUUGUGCUGUCGUUCGCUUUGGAAACCUGUUACAACACCCUGUGGUCAUACGUACUGUUGGAUGUGUUUAGACCGUUGUCUAGAUUAUUCUUCAGCUUGUCCACUCUGUGUUACAUCACUUACAGAUUAUCUUGCCAGUAAUCAGAAGACAGUAACAGAUUUCGUAGAAAAAGCAUUGAAAACAAUAGCGCCGAUUGAAUAUGCUUCACGUGCUGCAAAUCAUAGGCUUGAAUUGAUUCAAGAUUUAGGACUUUUAGGAAAUCAACAUAUUGCCGUAUUUGUAUGUACAACUGCAUUCCCAUGUGUAGCAUGUCCUCUGUUUGUAUACGAACCAAGAUAUAGACUGAUGGUACGAAGAUGUGUAGAGAGUGGAGUCCGACGAUUUGGCAUUGCUGCCUGUCUCAACAAAGAAGCUACAGGUAGAAAACGAUAUGCCGAAUAUGGGACUGUUUUGGAGAUAAAGGAUCGAGUUUUAAUGAAAGAUGGAUGUAGUAUUCUUAGUACUGUAGGAGGAAGAAGAUUUAGAGUUGUUUCUGGAGGUGAACGAGAUGGUUAUGAUACUGCAGAGGUUGAAUUAAUUCGCGACUCAUUAGUUUCUUCGGAAUGCCUUUUUACUUUAAGAGAACUUCACGAUAAGGUUUGGUCAAAAGGCCAAAAAUGGUGGUCAAGCGUACCUUUAACUCAACAAGAUGAGAUUCAACGGGUUUUUGGUACAAUGCCAAUUCCAGAAGAAGAUUGGGUGCGGUUACCUGAUGGACCAUCAUGGACUUGGUGGAUUUUAGCGAUUUUACCACUUGGAUUACAAUUACAAGUUGGUAUCUUAGGGACCACAAGCUUGGAGAAACGACUGAGAGCCAUUGAAAAGACUUUAAAUCAUAUGGAAAAGAGACAGUUAACAAUUACUUCAACACCAUCUGAAGAUACUACGACGACAUCUAGUAUUUGUCAAGAUGGAAAUGACAUUUCCGAUUCUGCUGUUCCAGUCAUCCAACACUCCUAAUUAUUUUUUAUUACUUUUUAAUACUGUUAAUAUUAUGAUUAUUAUUAUAAUUAUAAUUUUAUCUUUUAUUUUUUAAUGUAAAAACUUGUCACUACAUUUUCAUGCGAUAAUAAGAUUGAUAAUAACUUCGUUAAUUAUUAGAAAUAUGUUUUGCCAUAAAAAAUAACUCUUAGAUAAAUUUUUUCAAUGAU